Messenger RNA from Linum trigynum, 4472 nucleotides. The record is from the annotation of a GenBank genome assembly. NCBI's taxonomy places the organism in Eukaryota, Viridiplantae, Streptophyta, Magnoliopsida, Malpighiales, Linaceae.
UCUAUCUCCAAUUUUUUCAAAAUCUAAAAUUAAAUCCAUAGGCUAUCCCUUAUCUCCGUCGUAUUCUAACACACGAUUUUAUCAUAAAGAGUUUGGUCAUCUUUCUAAUUCUUUUCCACGAGAUUUGAGAAUUACUAUCAUUGUGUUAAGAAUUCUGAGUUAUUAUGUGGAUUAAAAUGAACUAAUGAAUUAGCUCAGUUGAUGUUGAAGACAACAUUAAUGAAUCUAUCGUAUCUAUUUGCUCCUCAAAGUUGUAUUGAUUUUAACAGUUGCAACUCCAAGUGUUGAGAGUGUUUUUAAGCUCUGGGUUAAAAAAGUAAGUUUCAGAAUCGAAUAGGCGAUCCGUUUGUGAAUGAUUGUCUAGUACAUAUAUUGAAAGAGAUUUGUUGAACAGUGUAGACCGUGAGUAUAUUUUACAAUUUUCUCCAGAACAUAAAACCACGUCGUGCAUUUAUCAUAACUUGUAAUAGUAGAAUAUUUUUUAAUUUAAUUUUUAAAAUAUUUAAUUUUUUAAAAUGGACACCCCUGGCCCCUCUAUAAAAUUUUUGGGUCCAUCACAUGGACUGAACAGGUUUUAACGGUUUGACAUGAAAUCAGGUAAACCACCCUUGUUAAAUGGUCCACCGAUUCACUAUUUUAAUAACAUAAAAAAUGAAUAAGAAAAAAAUUUAACGUAAACUAAGACCAUUCAACCUGGAUUACUUUUUUUUUGUUUUCCACCCGAUUUACUAACUUGAAUUUAAUAAAAUAAUUUAAGAUUUCUUUUAUGAUAUAAUUUAAACGAUUAGACAGAACUUUUGGUGAUGAAUUAUGUGGUUUCAGGGGCGAAACCAGGAAUUGGACUUCCGGGGGCCAAAAUCAGAAAAGAAAAUAUGUUUUUCACUUCAGUAAAAUUGCAUAGGCAAAUUGUUAAGUAAUAUAUACCAUUGUUUUAAAUAUUUUAAUUGGAUGGAGAUGAAAAAUUAUUAUGCGUUUUGUAGCUAAUUUUCAUUUAUUUCAAGGUUUAAAAUGAAUGAUUACGAAUAAUUUAGAUAUUAAACAAACUGAAAGAACAAAAAUAUCAACUGAAACAGUUAUUAAAAUCUAAAGAGUGAGAUUUAAUUGAUAAAAAUUGAAAAUGGGUAAAGAUUUUUUUAAGCAUAAAAUAGGAAGGUACUGUUGGGGGACAUAUAGUGAGUGGCCCAAGCAAGAAACCAGGAAGCAGGCUUGGGCCCAGAGUGUGGGCCUGGGCCGAGAAAAGGGCUAAAGGCCAUGGCCCAAGUGGCGGAACCGGGCCCGAAACAGGGCGCUGGACGACAAAAGGGAAGUAACGGCCAGUGACGUACGGAGGGGACAGGAGGUGGGACCAUGCGCCUUCGGGGCCAAGAUGGGUGUCAGAAUGGCAGGGCGCCUGAGGAAAGGAUGGUACAGUGCAUUUAAUGAGGUGAUGACGUGGGGCGGAUUUGGGGAGCACUGGUCGGCCCUACCCCGAGUAUAAAUAGUGAAGUGGGUGGAGCUCAUUUACUCAGGUUCCAACUUCUCUCUAAACUUACAUCUCACUUCUCUCACUAGAAGGUUCGUUCUGACUUGGGCGUCGGAGUGCUAACGAACCCCAGCCAAGGGGUUCGCUGGGCGCCGUAGUGUGCAGGUUGCGAACGCGCAGGGAAGACGCAGAGGGGUCUAAGGAGGUGCGGGAACCGUCUGAGGCGUGGAGGGUACAUGGCACAAACAGGUACAUAAAAAAUACUGAAAACAAAUGCUGAAAAGAAUAAGAAAUGGAAAGUAGUGAAAAUAAAGUUUAAAAUGAAUAAAUGAUAUCAAAAUAAUUACCAAUGCUUGAGCUGUUCAGGGACAGUGUGCUAACCAUUCGACUACAAUAUAUCUCUGUAUUGUUGAUGUCUACUUCGUGGUGUUUAUGGUUAAUGUUAAAUUAUAUCUUAAAUAAGUGUAUAUAUAUUUUUAUUUCAGCGCAUGAAUGAUUCAAUCAACGGUUAAUCAAUAAUUUUAUACAGAUUAAUCUCUGAAUCAUAAACUACUAAUUUUCCUCCAAUUCAACAUUCAAUUUGGUACUGAAAAUAUUAAACUCGACAUAAAAAACUCGUUAAUGUUAUGUUAUCAACUCUAAUUAAAAUUACUCAUAAAUUAGGAAUAGUCAAGUAAAUAUAUUGAGAUGACUAAAAACACCAAAGUUCGUGUACUUGUAUAACCAAAUUAAAAAGAACAUUCAUGUGCCAAGAUGGCCGAAUUACAAAAGUUCAUAUGGAUCGAAUUGAACUUGUUUCCAUCUAAAACAAGAGUAGAAACGUACGUACGUUUUCCAACUAACAUUUAUGCGUGGAGAAUCCGAUGCGUCUGUUUGCGAGGUCGAAGGUCAACCGCGUCCCUUGCUGCUUCACAUUCCUAAUGAUCGACGUCGGAAAUGAACUCGUCGGGGCAAAAGCGAAGGAACUUUUCCGAUGCGCUCGGCACGGGCCGCAGAUGCUUGGAUUUGUAUUGGGACUGAGCGAGAGAAAGCUUGGCGGCGAUGUAUUUGACACGUGCGGAGUCGCGGCGGAGCCUGGCGGAGACGAGUGAUUUGUAGUCGGCGGCAGAGGUGGGUCCGGUGGUGGUGAUUUAUUGGCGGGAGAAGAGGUCUACGGAGAAUGAGAGAGAGAGGUAUUGUAGUUGUAGGAGGCGGCUUGGCUUUGGGGAAUGGUAGAAGUGGCGGCGGCGGAGGAGAAUAAUAUGUUGAGGAGAAUGGCCAAGCUGAGGAAAGGGGUGGGGGCUGCCAUUAUUGUGCUCACUCUCUGUAUGGUGGAUCUUUUGGUCUCUGAGAACAUAUCAAGUCAGUAAUCAUCAGUAACCUGUCUACAUAAAUAUGAAAUCGGUAUUCUCUAUUUCUUGUAAAGUCUCUUAUUUUUUCCUGUAAUAUGAUAUCCACUUUGAUAUAUUUUUAGUACAAAAAAAAAUUGAAUAAUUUUUUACCAGUCGUUACCAUAUUGUAUGCUCCUAUUUAAUACCAUAUGGUAAGAAAACAUACCAUGAUGGUACGAACAUACCAAUAUAAGAAUGUUGAAUACAUGAUAGUAGGAGUAUACUAACUGUCAUUUACGACUUUCAUCAUUGUUUAACUACAAGUUACCACCCACGUACCAUAGUGGUAAAGUAUGAUAAUUUUUUAUCCAGUAUUUUUUUCACCCAGAAAUUUAUAGAUCCAAUAGAUCAUGAUGAACUCGUUCCUUCUAAGCAAACGUUUUCAAAAAAGACUUAAAAACGAAGAAGUUAUCAUAUGGUAUGUAGUUGGUAAAAAAAAGUUUCUCGAAAUAUAUUGAGAAUUGAUCUCAUUUUGUAGAGCACAACGAACUCGUUCCAUCUGUGCAAAAAAAAAAAUUGAAUUCCGAGUUAAAACGAAAAAGAUAAGAGCCGAUUAAAAAAGCAGAGAAAUAAAAUGUCUUUAAUUGACAACCUUUAGAUCUGAAUUUUCUGGACCCACUUAGAUCUAAAGGUCCAGAUUUAGUUACUUAUAGGUCAGUAACCAAGGAGCGGAUCGUGUCAGUAACUGAUGGGUCAGUAACCCAUCAGUAACACAUUCUCUGAUCUCCACGUGUCAGUCCACUUUUUUAUUUAAAUUAAAUGCGGAAGGGCAGUAAGGUAAAAUGCACGUAUCCCCUAUUUAUUGCUGACGCGCUGACUUUUGACCGACCACAUCAGGACCUCCUUCUCUCUCAUCGAAAAAACUUUAAUUUUCCUUCUCUUAAUCUUUAACGGACGAUUUCUCACUCGUUUUAAGUCGAAAUUUAAUUUUUUUUGCACAGUUAGAUCAUAUUAAUUAUGCUCUUCAAAAUGAUAUCCACUUUGAUAUUUUUUUGACACAAAAUUUUUUUCCAGUUAUUACCAGUCUAUACCAUAUGGUAUAGUGUGGUAAUAUCAAUAUAUAUUUCGUUACCACCCAAUACCAUAUGGUAUAGUGUGGUAAUAUCAAUAUAUAUUUCGUUAUCACCCAAUACCAUAUGGUAUAGUGUGGUAAUAUCACACAAUACCAUAUGGUAUAGAGUGGCAAUAUCAAUAUAUAUUUCGUAACCACGCAAUACCAUACAUUACCAUAGGGUAUAGUCUGGUAAUAUCAAUGAAUAUUUCGUUACCACCCAAUACCAUAUGGUAUAGUGUGGUAAUAUCAAUAUAUAUUUCGUUACCACCCAAUACCAUAUGGUAUAGUGUGGUAAUAUCAAUAUAUAUUUCGUUACCACACAAUACCAUAUGGUAUAGAGUGGUAAUAUCAAUAUAUAUUUCGUUACCACGCAAUACCAUACAUUACCAUAGGAUAUAGUGUGGUAAUAUCAAUAUAUAUUUCGUUACCACCCAAUACCAUAUGGUAUAGAGUCAUAAUAUCAAUAUAUAUUAUCUAAAAGGGAAAAAAACAGAAGGAGGGAGAGAAAAAAUCGUCUUCUGAUGCCUCUCAUUUCCUCUUCCUCAGUCAAGAACACCAAAAUGCCAAAAAAAUGAGAAAGAUCGGA